Molecule: messenger RNA, 441 nt
Organism: Cyphellophora attinorum
Lineage: Eukaryota; Fungi; Ascomycota; Eurotiomycetes; Chaetothyriales; Cyphellophoraceae
Product: V-type proton ATPase 16 kDa proteolipid subunit
Exons: 3
Coding region: 1-441 (146 amino acids)
Biological process (GO): proton transmembrane transport
Cellular component (GO): proton-transporting V-type ATPase, V0 domain
Molecular function (GO): proton-transporting ATPase activity, rotational mechanism
Source: RefSeq, a predicted model, not a curated record
AUGGGCUGCACCUCCGCCAUCGUCUUCACCUGCUUCGGCGCCGCAUACGGUACCGCAAAGUCAGGUGUCGGUAUCUCAGCUAUGGGUGUCCUGCGUCCCGAUCUUAUCGUCAAGAACAUCGUCCCCGUUAUCAUGGCGGGUAUCAUUGGUAUCUACGGCCUCGUCGUGUCCGUCCUGAUCUCCGACAACCUCUCACAACAGCUCUCCCUGUUCACGUCAUUCAUCCAAUUAGGCGCCGGACUGAGUGUCGGCCUGGCUGGUCUGGCAGCCGGCUUCGCCAUUGGCAUUGUUGGCGACGCUGGUGUGCGCGGCACUGCUCAGCAGCCCCGUCUCUUCGUCGGAAUGAUUCUCAUUCUCAUUUUCGCUGAAGUCCUGGGUCUGUACGGCUUGAUUGUCGCUCUCCUCAUGAACUCGAAGGCCCAGACCGACGUUAAGUGCUAA